AUGUCGGGAUCUGCGCAGCGGAAUUUGACGCUCACCGAGGAGCUGGAGAAGCUGGAACAAUCCAUCACUUUGACACUGCAAGAAAUCGAUAGCAACUUUUCUCGAGCCCACCGAAUCGUCACAACCAGUAUUUUGCCUGUGGUCGAGCAGUAUGCAGAGCAAUCAAAGGAUGUUUGGGAAGGAGCCAAAUUUUGGAAACAAUUCUUCGAAUCAAGCGCGAAUGUAUCGCUGUCGGGGUACGAGGAGCAACCAAACGAGGACACCGAACACGAGCAGACAGUCACAGAAGAUUCGACAAUAGCAGACACUACCACGCAUACUACAGCUGAAGAGGGAGAAGAAGGAGACGAAGAAGGCGCUUCAUAUGAGACUCCAUCAUCGGCACAACACCUUGAUAUUGGCGAGCACAACAACGAGCUCGACUUUUCGUCGCUGACGAUAUCUCCGUCGCAUAGCACGCCGCGACCGACAAGCUAUCAUAAGGGGAAGAACGCACCUUAUAAUACUGGAGUCGACGAAUCGCCGUCGCUGGUUGCAUAUCCCUCGCUAUACCACCACGGUGCCGACAAUGGAGAUGACGUUUCAGCUCUUCCAGAGGAGAAUACACCAGUAACACCCGGAAGAUAUACCAGCAAAUACCACCAGCAAAAUACCCCAAUGUCGUCUCCCUUCAUCCCUCCUUCUUCACACAAGCCGUCAACUGCGAAAAGAACAAACAAUAACAAAAAACCAACCGACCCUGUCCUACACCAUGUCCUCGACAAGACCUAUCGCGUACAAGCAACACCACUAUCCAAGAGCAGCAGCAGCUACAAACCCACAAAAUUCACCGUUUCCACGCCCAAGGACAAAACCCCUCGCUACACAUUCGACGACUCCCCCAUUUCCAGUCCCGAAUUAGAGGCUCCCAAACUCCACGAAGAAAUCUUCUCAUCUCCACUAAAGGGGAUCAUGUCAAAUACACCGGGAACUGGCGGCCGCAGCAGAACGCGUCGACGCGGCAGCAGCACCGCCAGCCCUAACAAACGCACAACUCCCAGACCCGGUGUCAGCGUACUUACACCUGGUAAACCCAAAACGACAGCAACAGCAACAAUAGCCAAAGACAGCUGGAACAGCGACGACGACGACGACGACGAUGAUGGCUUUGGAAAAUAUACUACCGAUGACGACGACACGGGCGCCCCUUACGAAAUGAGUCCGCCGAAAACAAUGCAAUUUCAUAUUCCGCAAAGCCGUCUAAUGAAAACACCAGCCAAAGAAGCAUCCAAACGUAUUGUAUCAGAUCUUCUCGCCACAGCCGGCGGCGGCGGCAGUAAUGAAGAUGACGACGACGACGACGACGAGAACUAUGCCGACCAAAGCUAUGCAAAGCAUCAAUACUAUCAAACCCCCGGUGGUGGCGACGAUGAAGGGUAUAGUCCGACUCUAGUGCGCAGUGGGGCUCGUAUAGAAGAUGAUACUUUUUAA
Messenger RNA from Talaromyces rugulosus, 1470 nucleotides. RefSeq lists its product as uncharacterized. Bases 1 to 1470 code for a protein of 489 amino acids. Gene Ontology annotation, biological process: attachment of spindle microtubules to kinetochore. The transcript has 4 exons. Lineage: Eukaryota; Fungi; Ascomycota; Eurotiomycetes; Eurotiales; Trichocomaceae. The record is from RefSeq and is a predicted model, not a curated record. Gene Ontology annotation, cellular component: DASH complex; mitotic spindle; mitotic spindle pole body.